CACUACAACACCAGACUUAUUUAAAAGUGUCACAUUAUAGCCGGAGCGUCACGAAUGCUCUGGCGUCCCGUUCCUGAUGCAAUAGAAAUCUGAAGAUUACAGAGUCAAAUCAAAGCCCCCAAAGACGCCGUGGAGCUAUAUUUGACCAAAGAGGAGUCUAGGAGUCAGUCUGCGGAGGAGAACUGCGAAGUUAUUACGGUACACCAGAAGCAGGGGCAGCCAGCCGGGCGAUCUGAGUGUUUCCUGGCUUUGAUGCGACCCGAGGGUGCCUGGAGCAUGUCCACAGUGGGCCUGACUGCCCAGGAGAUCUCUUUUCCCAUAGAAAACCCCUUCCUGAGGGGCAGCUACUGUCACAGCAUGGCUGGAUCCAAACCCUCUUGGAGCUAUCGCCAUGAGCUGGACAACUUCUACUUCAGUAUGGACACUGCACACACAGAUCACAGCUCACGUGCCCAGCAAAAAGGGCCACCUCCACUGUCUCUAAGUUAUGAAAGACAUAAACACAGUCCCAGCUCACAGAGAUUACCUCCAAAGAAAUCCCGGCCCUCCCAUCUCUCCCUGUCCUGCAGUGCUGAACCAUCCACCCCAAGUCCUGCUGAUGACGACCAGGUGGUCCCCUCAUUCCAGAGGCUCUCGGUUUAUGAGUGCAGCAGUCCACCACAGACACCAGGCAGAUGCUCCAAGCCUCUGCCCCCCAUCCCUCCACAAACCGACAUCUCCACUGAGCAGGCUAUGGACAAUGAGGUAGAAUUUUUCACAAGUUCGGACGACAGCUGCUGCCUGGUGUCUGAUCAGUAUCCCAAAUCGUCUCCUUUUCGUUAUGUAGUCCCCAGUCGAAGGAGCUUCAGGGACUGCGGGCAGAUUAACUACGCUUACUAUGACGGCCCAUUAGGACCGCAAAGCCCAAAGCCGUCCCAACAGCAGCAUCAGACACUUCCUCCACAGGAAGUGCGGGAACAGUAUGAGCAGCAGCGACAGGAACCACCUGAGCCAGUGGUCUGUCAGAGACAGCAGGACAAAGCUCAGAGGAGGCUGCGGCGCUCACACUCUGGCCCAGCUGGAUCCUUUAACAAGCCCUCGCUGCUGCGCCUCACGUGCCACAAACGCUACACCCACUGUAUGGAUAAGCCUGAGGUGCCACCCCCUAUUCCUCCACGAACGAUCAAGACAGGAGACUACCGCCGCUGGUCAGCAGAAGUCUCGUCUGGGGCUUACAGCGAUGAGGACAAACCACCCAAGGUGCCCCCAAGGGAACCUUUGUCCAGAGGCAGCUCACGCACCCCCAGCCCCAAGAGCCUCCCAACAUACAUAAAUGGGGUGAUGCCUCCAACCCAAAGCUUUGCACCAGAUCCUAAGUACGUAAGCUGUCGGGGUUUACAGAGACAGAACAGUGAGGGCUCCCCCUGCAUCCUUCCUGUUAUGGAGAAUGGCAAGAAAGCCAGCACCACACAUUACUAUCUCCUGCCUCAGCGGCCUGCUUUCGUGGACUCACCUUGUGUAGAGAAAUUUCUUCGAGUCAUGGACAGACCUGCAGCUCGCAAUACAGAUGUAUCAGACUCAGACUGGGACUGCCACACCAGGAGGAAAGCACAUGUGGAUUUAGUUUGAAAGGUUUAAGUGGAAGUAGCAGAGGACUCUACUGGACAUGAGCAAAAACCACUUCAAAAAAUGGUGAAACUGGAUGCUAAAACCCCUCAAACAGCUGCUUUUUUUUUUUUUUUUAAACCCCUCAUGUAUUCUGAACACACAGGGUAUGUGCGCACUGUAUUCAGUUACUGGUAAUGUUGGAAUAGCUAUCACAACCGAGAUACUUUUAUGUAAAAAUUGUAUCUCUGACUAUAGAUUAUGGGCAAAAUUCAACAUUGUAGAGCUUAUUUUUGAUAUGAUUUUUAUUUCAUGACAUUCAAUAAUGUGCUAUUUUUGCUGAUAAUGUGGUACAGUAAGAAGGUACAAGCAGGCCUUGAACCUCGUGCUCAGUGUUUUCUGUGUCUGGAAGGUUGAAGAUGUUUUGUGAGAUACAUUGAUGCUGCUUUUGUAUCUCACAAGGGACAAAAGGUCAGUAAUGUAACCAUGUAUCACUUAAUAUAUGAAGUCUAAAUACAAAGCCAAUUAAUUUUUUACAAAUAUGAAGGAUGCUAGCACACAAAUCUCCAUUCUGUUUGCUAUUAUAUAUCAACACUGAUAUGGUUUCCCUGUCUUGAUGAAGUUUGAGUCUUACUCAGGCCACUAUAUCUGUGUAAAUAUGUGUUUCCCACAUGGCACGUUGUCAUGGUACAUUUUGUACUAAGAGGUGGGUACAUUACUGGUAGCUAUGCAUAUUUCCUUUGGAAUGUCUAGUGCAGCUUUUAUGGUGUAGUUGUCUGUUGAUGAGUGUGUCUGUGUGGAUGUAUGUAUGUGCGUGGACUUGUUUGUGCAUACGUGCAUGUGAACAGCAGUUGGAAAAGUGUUCUGGUGUUAAAGUGACUUUCUACAAUUGGUAGAAGAUUGUCAACCAUACUUGUUACUGUGCUCUGCUUAUUUGCAGCACCUGCUUUUGAGUACAGCCCUCUAAAAAGUGCACACAUUUGAUUGCUUUCUUUCAGUGUCCAGGUCCGUUUUGUUGCACAGAAAUUGGCCUGUUGAACAUGAAGUGAAUGUAUGCUAUUCUUACUGAAAUACCAUCAAACAGCUGGAGAAGCUUAUUUUUGGUCAAGCUGUGAGUUAUUGCUUGGAACAAAUUUGCCUCAAGUACUACCUCCAUUUGAUAUUAAUCCUAUAUUUCACAUGCUCCCCAUUAAUAAAGGAAAAUUCUGAAAUUAUAAUCUAUAAAAGAUGAGUUAACCAGCUCCAUAUCUGACCUGACACAAAAUUUUAAUUCACUUGCACUUCAGUUAAGAGUAACACAAAGUCAAUUCUAACCGGAUAUACUUAUUCAUUUUAGAUCACGCAGAACUUAUAUCACAGAGAUGUUAGGCUAACCUGUUAAUACAGACGCAUUACAGUGCAGGGUUUACCUACCUGACACAGACUUUCCUGUUCUGCUCAUGCAUUCCUGCCUUACAUGAUUGCAGUGGGUGUGGUCUGAGAGACUUUGGCUGCUGGCAGCCUAGAAAAUAUAUGAAUUUUUAUUGUUGUAGAUUAUUCAAAAAGCAUCAGAAUGAUAUAGUAAAUGUAGCACAUGUAUUGAAGUAACCCUUGGUAUCGAACACGGUGUUCAGUUUGGGAAACAGAUAACUGCUAAGGUCAAACGGUCAUUGAAAUAUACUUUUUCUCUCCCUCCUGCUCACGAAACCUUGCCAACAUAAUGUUGCUUUUGACUUAAAUGUCUGAAAAAAUGUUUACAUCAUACACUGAUACUAUUUAAUCUUAAGGUAUUCAUAUGUCUUAUUAGAAAUAAUAAAACUGAAUGAAGUACUAGUUUAUCAAAUAACUUCUCUGCUGUGGUGAAGACAUGCACUGGGAGAGUACAGUAUGCUGUGUACAGUAUUUAACAAUUCCAUUUGUUGUUAUGAACAGUUGAUAAGUAUAUAGUCUUUAAAAAGAAAGCAAAAUAAAAUUACUUAUUUAUGA
This is a messenger RNA of Siniperca chuatsi (mandarin fish), 3549 nucleotides long. It is a transcript of the gene errfi1a, whose product is annotated as ERBB receptor feedback inhibitor 1a. NCBI's taxonomy places the organism in Eukaryota, Metazoa, Chordata, Actinopteri, Centrarchiformes, Sinipercidae. Gene Ontology annotation, cellular component: extrinsic component of cytoplasmic side of plasma membrane. The coding region runs from base 253 to 1608 and encodes 451 amino acids. The record is from RefSeq and is a predicted model, not a curated record. Gene Ontology annotation, biological process: regulation of keratinocyte differentiation; negative regulation of epidermal growth factor receptor signaling pathway. The transcript is spliced from 4 exons.